ACUAACUAUUCAACACUGGCAAUUAGUCCGGGGAUAGACAGCACUCUGGCCGCAGCGGAGCGAGGAGUGCCAGCUUUCGUUAUUUUAACAUUUCUCAAGAAUAACAAACUUCGCCUCAAAACUUUUACUUAUUAUAGAAAGAUAUCUUGUCUUUUUCUGAAAAAAAAACGAAAUCCUUCCGCCUCCCUUCACUGUGCGUUGCUUCUUGGCUGUUAAAAUUGCUGGUGGCUGGGGCCGCUUUUUUGCCGAGACAGCAGCCGAAUACAGCGGGCUCGCUAAAGCAAAAACAGUCGGAGAAGCGUAAGGGGGAUGGGGGAAGGAGCUGAUCCGGAAAAAGGGGAUUGGAGAGGUCGGAAGUAUCGCGAAGCAUGCCGGCUCUCAACGGGGACUAGAAAGCGUCCACGCCCGGGGCCAGCGCCGUGGAUCUGGCGAAGGUUCAGCCCAGGUUCGCCUUGUUUUGCAAGACGCCUAGACGGAAGGUAGUUGGUGGACUCAAAGAAUAGUGUGUUUCUGUUGAGCAACAUGAACGGAGAGACAGCAAUGGCAGAAACUACUGAAGUGAGCGAUGCUAAAGAAGAGUGGCCAAAAGAGGACCUCCUGGGCCUGUUAGAUAGCAUGAGAAGCAUGGUUCCCACCAAUGAUGUGAUGAAGUUUAAAACAACAGAGUCACAUAUGGACUGGAAUAAGGUGACCUUUGCCCAUUAUACAGCAGAAAUGUGUAAACAGAAGUGGUCGGAGAUCUCACAUGAAGUGAGAAAGUUCCGCACUUUAUCAGAACUGAUUCUGGAUGUCCAAGAAAAUGUGAAGAAUCCCUAUAAAGGGAAGAAACUCAAGAAUCAUCCUGAUUUUCCCAAGAAGCCUCUCACACCUUAUUUUCGAUUCUUCAUGGAGAAGAGAGCCAAAUAUGCAAAGCUUCAUCCUGAAAUGAGCAACUUGGAUCUAACUAAAAUUCUUUCCAAGAAAUAUAAGGAGUUACCAGAGAAGAAAAAGUUGAAAUAUAUUCAGGAGUUUCAGAAGGAGAAAGAAGACUUUGAACAGAGCAUGGCCCGCUUCAGAGAGGACCAUCCAGAACUACUGGAGAGUGUAAAGAGAACAGAUGUCCCAGAAAAACCUAAAACACCACAGCAGUUGUGGUAUCUUCAUGAGAAGAAGGCCUUUAUGAAGAUGCAUCCAAAGGCCACUAUGAAGGAUGUUAAAGAGGCACUGGGUAAGCAGUGGUCCCAGCUGUCUGACAAGAAAAGACUCAAGUGGAUUGGAAAGAGCUUAGAGCAGCAAGAACUGUAUGAGGAAGCAAUGCGAGAUUAUGUUUUGCGUCACCCUGAACAAAGCAUCAGUCUGGAUGAUUUGACCAAGAAUACUCUGACUAAAGCUGAAAGACAGCUCAAAGACAAGUUUGAUGGUCGACCCACAAAACCACCUCCAAAUGGUUAUUCUCUUUAUUGUGCUGAACUGAUGUCCAACAUGAAAGAUAUUCCCAGCACAGAACGCAUGGUUCUGUGCAGCAAGCAAUGGAAAAUGCUGUCUCAGAAAGAGAAGGAUGCGUAUCAGAAACGAUGUGAACAGAAAAAGAAGGAAUAUGAAAUCAAUCUUCAUCGGUUUUUACUGAGCCUCCCUGAACAUGAGCAACAAAGAGUCCUGUCUGAGGAAAAGAUGAUUGGAUUAAACAAAAAAGCAGCAAGCAACCUGAAGCAGGGUGGAAUUAAAGGUGUCCCCUCAUCUCCUUCAGAUGCUACAAAGACAACUACUGACAAACCAAAGCGUCCGAUCUCUGCCAUGUUCAUUUUCUCGGAAGAGAAGCGCAAGAAGUUGCAAGAGGAGGAGCCAGAACUCUCGGAAAGUGAACUGACAAGAAAAUUGGCCAGGAUGUGGACUGAGCUCUCUGAGAAGAAAAAGGAAAAAUAUCGACGCAUGGAGGCAGCGGCAAAGGCUGAAUCUGAGCAGAAAAGGCAGGGCUAUGGAAAAGAUGGAAAAGGCUCUGCUGUCCGUGGAAAACUGCCAGAGCCACCCAAGACGGCAGAAGAGAUCUGGCAACAGAAUGUGAUUGGCGAUUAUCUGGCCAAGUACAGGAGUGAUCGCACUAAGGCGAUGAAAGCAAUGGAGGCAACUUGGAGUGCGAUGGAGAAAAAGGAGAAAUUAAUGUGGAUUAAAAAGGCGGCUGAGGAUCAAAAGCGAUACGAGAAAGAACUGAGUGAAAUACGAACACCAGCAAUAAAUGUGAACAAGAAAAUAAAAUUUGAGGGAGAGCCAAAAAAGCCACCAAUGAAUGGGUACCAGAAAUUUUCUCAAGAACUACUUACAGGUGGUGAACUGAACCAUUUGAAUCUCAAAGAUCGGAUGGUGGAAAUUGGGAAAAGAUGGCGAAAGGUUUCUCAGGCUCAAAAGGAUCGUUAUAAAAAGAUGGCAGAAGAGCAACAAUGUCAAUACAAAAUCAAUCUAGAAGCCUGGCUUAAGAGCAUAUCCCCACAAGAGAGGGCUGCCUAUAAGGAAUACACUUCAAAUAAACGCAAAGGUACUGCAAAAGUAUCCAGUCCAAAUCCCAAAAUGAAAGUCACAAUACCAGCACAGAAUGCUAGUGAAACGGAAGAUUCUGAUGAGGAUGAUGAUGACGAGGAUGAUGAAGAAAAGGCCAACUCUUCAGAUUCUGAUGAUUCCUCUGGUUCAGACAGUGAUGAAGAGAGUGAAGAGGAAGAUGAUGCAGAUGAGAAUGCAGAUGAAGAUGAGGAUGAAGAGGAAGAUGAAAACCAAUCCGACAGCAGCAGCACUUCUUCAUCUGAAGAGUCCUCUGACUCAGACUCUGACUGAAGUGUUCUGCUUUGAUCUUCCAGGCAGUACUGGAAAAUAUCAGGGGCCUAAAGAUGAGCCCUCGUGCCCACUACCAGCACUGUUUGAGAGACAAGUGGCAGAAGCAGAAAUGCUAAAUCUGAUGUGAUCCAGCCAUCAUAGUCCGGUCCAGUCAGUUUUGUGGAACGAAUUUUCUGGACUUGACCUGAUUUACUUUAAGCUCCUUGAAAACCACUAGUGAUGCAAGUAAGAAUGGACCAAAUAAAGAAUUGGUGUUUUUUUUUAAUUAACUGGAACAAUCCUAUUUACAAAUUAUUCAGAAAUUGCCCUCCGCCUGUGUGACCCUCCAAUGAGUGACAUUCUGAACCUUUUUUCUUAAACUGACAUGAAAAUUCUCUAAGUUUAGGCACACAAGAUCAAAGUUGUGUGUUGUGUGAAGUCACUCGGUAUUUAAGUGUUUGGUUUAUCAGGUCAUUCAUACUUGCAUUGCCAGGCACAAAAGCUUUGAAUUUUUAACAAUAUUACAGUGAAAUUGGUUUCUGCCUCAUUUUUCAUGGUUCUAGUUCUGGUACCUUGUACAAUUUUUGUGGUUAAGGAGAAUAGAAACAUCAGGGUGAUUACAUGGCAAGCAUUGAAGCUAUUUAUUCAAUAUUUCCCCAAAGUCGUCUACCCUGGUACCUCUGUUGCAUAAGGGAUGAAUCUGACAAUGGAACAGGCUGGAGCUUGUCUACAAGUAUGCUAGUCUGAAUCAGUGAAGAGUAUUUUGUGAUGUUGCAGUUUGUAAAUACAAAGGAAUGUUUUUAAGGGAGGUUUCAGUUUUGGCAUUUUGUGAAUGGAAUCUUCUUAGUAAUGUGAACGAUGUUACUGAGAAGACUGCACCAAAGCAGUUGCUCAUUCAUUUUCGGGCAGAUGGAAGAAAUGUGCUCUUGUUGCCCAGUGCCCUUCAAGAUUGCAAAAGACUCUGUCUUUCUAACACACUUCUUGCUGGUUACUUUAUUUUUCUGCAUGUGUAGUCUUUCCUUAUAGUGUUUAACUUAUGGAGGAUGUAACUGCAGAGGCUGAAGUAUUUUGUAUAAUUUUAGUCUGUCAAUCUGACUUGGGAGUGUCACAAUAUUGGUGGAAGUUGAUCUUGAUGUUCUAGAUGCAGCAGAGACUGCAAAUAGCUUUGUAUUUUCAGAUUCUGUUUUGUCACUUCUGAAUGGAAUGUACAUUAACUCUAGUCAUGAAACCAAAUGCAAAGCAUAUUGUUAAGUUUUACUAGAUAGUUUCAUCCUCCUUUGAAUUGUAGAGUUGAAAGGUUUUAUUCCUGGAGGCCUUCAAGAGAGACAGCGCAAAGCUGCUGAAGUCAGGUCACAUGCAAAGCUGACUUGGGUUUGGAACACUAUUGCAGUAUCUCUUUCACAAAUACAAGCUUAUUUAUACAAGCACUUUUAUUUGCAUAACCCAUGGCAAGACUGUUUGUGUUUUCUUUGCUCAGCAGAAUUGAAGAAGAAUUACAAAUUUGAGGAUAAAAAAUUUUAUUGCUUCAUGGUACAGGAAGUGUGAGUAUGUUUUCUAGACCCAGCUUGAAAAGGGAGAGGGAGAAAGAGAGCUUGUGGUCUCUGCAACCAAAACAUGCCCUGUUGCCCCUUUGUGUGAUCUCAUUGUAAAUCAAUGAGAGUUCAAUGUAAAAUCUGGAGGGGGGAGCGGGGUGGUGGAAGAAUGCCAUGCAACUGAGCCUUCCUCCAACUGCAGCUUUGCAUAAACACCAGAUCAUCACUGAAUACCUUUUCAGCUUGUGCCCAAUUUCAGAACAAGAGGGUGGGUGUUAUUUUAAAGGAUACUGAAAGAGGUAGUCUGUUGUACUUGUAUUGGAUUUGAAUGAGGAUGUAUGGUAUCUGUAUAUAAUGUUUGUAUUUUGCAACUUUACUUUUCAUUUUAUUUUCUGGUUCUUACAGUAAGGCCAGGAGCACUGGGAGUGUGUACUGUAAGAGGUGAAAUGAGUGCGUUUUUGCACUCCCGUGAAGCUGUCCUAGUAACCCAUACGUACCAUGUUACUUUUAGCUUCUGUGACCUGGAAAUUUUUCUAAUAUUUAAAGAUUGUUUUGUAGAGAGAAUGCCUCACUGAUUUGUAUUUGCAGAUUCUUGUAAUUUGAUGUUGGAACUUCUGAAACAUUUUAUAGGGAAAGCGUUCCUUUUGUUCAAGUGGUUAUCAAUAACCAUUAAAAAAAAUAAGAACUUGUUUGCUAGGUGAAUAGAGUUAUUUGAACUUGCAUUGGGAAAUAUGGGGUCAUGAACACUGCAGUGAAAUACAUGUGCACACUGAUCAAAAUGAGAACACAUUAAGUAGCAUAUUUUCCAAUUUUCAAUGGAUUGCACAUCUGUUAACCACUCACCAAUCCAAGGUGAGAAAUAAUUGUUGAAAACACAUGGUCAGAGAAGCUGUAAUUUCUGUGUUCCCUUUCAUUGCAUAACCAACUUCUGGCGCUAGGAACAUUUGCUGUGGUGGGUAUAGUGGUUAAGUUAGUCGAACAGCAGUCACGAUUCUGGACCACUGAGUUUGAAUGACAUUUAUUUUAAAUGAAAUAAUUAGCUAUUAAUUCCCAGUUUAAAUUUAAUUUUUUAAAGAAAACUUGAUUCACUAAUUUCCUUUGAGUAAUUGUGGACGGUAAAUAAGUUCUGGCAGUCCUAAUGACAUUCAUGCUAUGUUUUUGAUCUUUAAAUAAAAGCUGAUGCUAUAUGGUUGAGAUGCUAGAAGUCAACAUGAAAAGCAUCGUGCUAUAUAGAUGAAAUUAUGUACCAUAUUUGGGCUAUAUUACUGCUGAGCUCAUAGUUUAUAUGGGGAAAUCUAAGUGCCACUUUCUAAACUGUCACCAAGUGAAAUAGAUAGGUAAGUAAAUCACUUGUUUUUUCUUGAGUGUCCUCAACUUUGCCAAAGUUGUCAAGCUGGUUCCUUUAAUGUUUCACUUGUGGGGCAAUCUUAAAUAUAUACUGCAAUUGGGAGCAGAAUUUCAAAGAUCACCCAAAUGCAAUGACUCAAAUUUGAUAACUUAUUAAAUAUAAAAUUGCCAUCUAUUGAAUAAUUACUGCUGAAAUAUAGUAUCUCUUUAGAACCUGCAGUGUGGGGGGGGGGCAGUUCAUCCUUGUUAUUUCUGUUUUAAAACCUAUAUCAAUGCCAGUGCAGCCUUGCAGUGCAGAGAAGAUGGCUUAGUCACUGUUCAAAUGUGAUGCAAUUGGAAUGAAAAUGCCCAUGAUGAGGAUUAAGAAAAUACUCAUAGAUCAUAAGUGUUUUGGACUAUCCAGUCUCCUGCAAUGGAUUCGAAAUAAUAUAGAGGAGAGUGGACAAGGUCUUAAUUGAAAACACAAGAAAUGAGCAACCUUGCUCUCAUUCAACAUGUUAUGAAUGGGGGGAGGUUGCUUUGGGUAUACAGUACGGACCAAGGGUCAGGAAUAAUUGAGCAUGAUGGAAGUGCACAUUGUAGACUUUAGAACUGAGCUUUUCUACCAUGAGAAAUGUACAGCUAAUAAUGCACUGAAUAUCAAGUGGUGAGAGGGUGUGUGGAAAUGCCUCUUUAUGUGGCCAGGGUAUUUGGAUGACUUUCUCGCAGGAUUCCCUGACUAGAAACAAUAUAUAGUUUGAUGUUGGUCAAUGUUUCAUUAACAUCCGAGACAAGAACCAGAACUCGACUGUGUGAAAUGGAGCUCAAAUCCAUACUGGUCCAAUCUUGCUGUUAAUGUCUGGAAACAGCUGAUAGUUAAACUACCGAAAUUGUUUAAGAUUAUCAGCCUAGAAUGCCAAUAACAAUUGAGUAAGUGUUAAAUGACAGGAAUAAUUGCCCAAAUACAGCUGAUAGUGAACUGAUAUGUUUAUAACAAUAUUUCCAUGAGGGGCGGGGGGUGGGGUGUGCAAGGCAAGUGCCCAAGGGUAACAGAAGUCGAGAUGUCUCUCAGCACUGGUUGCUUAGAUUGGUUAUUUCAAGAAUUUGUUUUUUUUAAAUUGAAGUGGAGCUGCUUAUUAGGGAAUACUAAUAAUGGAGUUACGACGAUGAUCACGAUCCAGUUGAAUGGUGAAUUCUAGAACUGGAUUGUUCUUUUGAGGCAGAACCGUUGCCAAUAAAAAAUGACAGCAGAAGCAGAUUAGUGCUCUGCCAUUCAAUGAGAUCAAAACUGUUCUACCUAAUUCUACAUUGCCAUACUUUUCCAGUAUUCUGUGAUUCUCUGUACAUAAGUUUAUUGCUCCCUCUUGAGUAUAUUAAAUGACUAGACAGCUACAGCAGCCUAUUGUUGUGAAUUCCAAAGAUUCAAAAUCUGAGCUCAUUUCUCCAUUUCAGUCCUAGAGCAGGCAUUGUAUUCUGGAGUACUUUUAUGGUGCUGGAAUUCCAUACCCAGAGAAAAAAUCCUCCUAACUGUAGCAAGCUGAUCAAUAACUGCUCAAUUAGUUUGCUUCCAUUUUAAACACCUAUUUCUUUUCUCCAAAGAACUAUCCAGCCCUAGCAACAUCAGUCCAGUGCAUCUUGAUUGGCCAUGCCUUGUAUUAAGAAGUGUGCUCUAGUUUGUUGUAGCCAAUGUCAUUAAUAAUUUUAGAAGUAUUUUUAUAACCCAAUUAUCUGCUUAAUUUCUUGUCUAGGAAAAAUCUUAUCAAUAUUUCUUGUAUUUAAUUCACAUGGUGGGGGCUAAUCUAAGGUGGGGGCUUAUAUGGGAGGCAGGGUUUGAGGGUCAGCACAACAUUGUGGGCUGAAGGGCCUGUACUGUGCUGUACUGUCCUAUGUUCUAUGGAAAAUGAGAAAUGUGGGUGAAAAUCAUGCAAACUGGAUUAGUUUAAAUAAUGCUAUUUUCAGCAGCUGCAGAGUCCUUGUUUGGGAUUACUUUAGACAGGCUGCUUGAUUGGCAUAGUUGAGAAGGGUCUGUUUCUGUGCUGUAUAUCUUAAAUUUAAGGAGUUUAUUUUUUUUCUUCCAUGUUUAUAAUGUCUAUGUUCUUGCCUCUUAAUCUAUUCACUCCUUUGCAGACUGUGAACAUUUCCCUUGGUUAAGUAU
This is a messenger RNA of Mobula hypostoma (lesser devil ray), 7794 nucleotides long. It is a transcript of the gene ubtf, whose product is annotated as upstream binding transcription factor. Lineage: Eukaryota; Metazoa; Chordata; Chondrichthyes; Myliobatiformes; Myliobatidae. The transcript has 21 exons. The record is from RefSeq and is a predicted model, not a curated record. Bases 523 to 2802 code for a protein of 759 amino acids.